AUGUUGGAAGAGGAUGAUACCCUUUCCGGCCCCUUCUUCGAGUCCGUGAAUUUUCAGGUACCGUCUGACAUUCCUGAAACCCCGGAUGUCAGACAAAGUCUCUCAUUUAUGACAGAUUCAUUAAAUAUGAACCUGAAUAUUGGCGGUAACCCGUGGGAUCCUCCUUCGACAAUGGGUGUCGACAUCGCAAAUAUUCUAUCUGACGUUCCUCUACCAGAAAUAUAUUCAACAGCCUUCGCGCUAGCUUCACCAAUUGUAGAGAGAGUUUCUGUCUCUGCUUUAAAUAAGAUUUUAAGCGUUAGCGGGCUCCCUCACGCGAUGAUAGAAAAAAUUUUAAAUUUGGCUGCACCUGCCAACAAUGAUAGCACUCGUGUUAACCGAGGGGAAUUUAACGUCGCGCUUGCAUUGGUGGCGUUAGCUCAGAAGAAUAUGGAUGUUUCAAUCGAAACGCUAAUCGAGCGAAAGCAAGACCUUCCGGAACCAAUCCUAACGAAUCUGGAGGGCAUCAAUUUUAAUCGAAAUUUGAGUUUCUCCACGAUUUCACGUCCUCCACCCAUUACUGCCCUUCAGGCUGAUGAUCCGUGGGCCACACCUUCAACAAAUGGUGAGCAUACAAGUUCCUCAUUUACAGCAGAACCUAUAUCUGAAUUCUCUCCACCGACACGUGUGAUUGCACCGCCUGUUACUCGCACCUUGCUUCGAGAAGAAGACUUCCAAUGGUUUUUGGACAUGGAUGUGAUCACAGUAAAGUUUGCACCUGAAAGAGAAGGCUUUCUCUUUAAACACGUGAAUUAUAUUGUGGAAUCUCAACGACUGGGGACGAGAGUGAUCAGAAGAUACAGCGAUUUCUGGUGGCUGAUGGAAUGCCUUGUGAAAAAGUACCCAUACCGAAUUUUACCUGCUCUUCCACCAAAAAAGAUUGGAGUCAACGGUUUCUAUUUCACAGUCGACGAAUCUUUUCUGGAGAAACGGAGAAAGGGGUUAACCCGGUUUUUAAAUUUCAUUUCAAGACAUCCCGUUCUGAAGGAUGAUGAGCUGGUGGAGAUGUUUCUCAAAGAAUCGACGGAGAUAGCGGUUUGGCGUAAAAACAACACACCAGAUUUGGAAGAGGAAUAUCUGAAGAAAGAAGUUACUCCGGAAAUGGAACAACUAAUACCAGACAACUUGGACGAAAGAUUGGAUAAAGUGUUGAAGAGGUUGGAUGACGGUAUUGAACAUUAUAGAAACAUGUGCAAUCUAAUGGAGCGCGUCGCUCGUCGCCAUGAAGGCACGUCUGCUGAUUACAUGAGAUACAGCCUAGCAUUGAAUUCAUUGAUCGAGAAAGAAAAAGGUUGUUGUUACCUUGAUAAUUGCUACAACUGCAGUCAAGUGAUUAACGGUCUGGAACAAGUGUCAAGUCAUUUUCAAAAGACAAGUACCAUCAUGGAAGAUAUGUCUACGACUAUGAUUGAAACGGUGUUGGAAAAUUUGAAAGGACACCGUGAUCUGCUAGUAUCAUUCAGAGAAACAUUCGAGAGAAGAGACAGACUGGCUGUAGAUUCGACUGAUACUCUGAAUAAUAGAAUAGCUGCUAAUGAAGCAAGACUCACACCGUUAAAGGGAAAGGAAGGAACAGAUCCGGAGGUGGAAAGGCUGUCCACAGCAAUCAAAAAGGAUCAGGAAGACGUUCAGUAUCAAAGACAACGAAAAACCUUUGUGCGUUAUUGUCUGUAUGCGGAGCUGAGCUUGUUUCACAAAAGCACCGCUUUCGUUUCUCUUCUAUAUCAGAACUUUGUGAACGAACAGAUUAAAUAUUCACAACAACUCUACGAGAAUUGGAAACAGUUGAGUCCAAAGGUUUACGAGAUGCCCGUUGAGACAAACGGAUUUGGUUAA
Messenger RNA from Acaulospora morrowiae, 1875 nucleotides. The record is from the annotation of a GenBank genome assembly. NCBI's taxonomy places the organism in Eukaryota, Fungi, Glomeromycota, Glomeromycetes, Diversisporales, Acaulosporaceae.